This is a messenger RNA of Stomoxys calcitrans (stable fly), 3067 nucleotides long. RefSeq lists its product as uncharacterized. NCBI's taxonomy places the organism in Eukaryota, Metazoa, Arthropoda, Insecta, Diptera, Muscidae. The transcript is spliced from 6 exons. The record is from RefSeq and is a predicted model, not a curated record. Bases 2487 to 3008 code for a protein of 173 amino acids.
CAACAACUUGGCUGUGUCAGGCCUUCUUGCUGCCUAGCGAUUUCAGUCAUAUGAAUCCGAUUGUUGUGAACGGUAGUAAAAGAAACGCGCGUCAAGUACGACAUGAACUUUGGAGUUUUCAAAAUAAUGGCCAAGGCAAAAGUAAAUCUCAAGUGAAUCGCUGGAAUUGUAUUUAGGAAAUCGUAGACAUAUUGACGCGUUGCCCCUUGGCAUGUGGUGUUUUGCAAAAAAAAAUUAUCUUUAAUUUCGUUUUGAAUCGAGAAAAAAUACUAAUAACAGCAUUGAUGUUCUAAUCACGAUAUAAUGAUCAGCUGUGAUUUGUUGUGGACUAAACGAAAGAUCGCGUGUGUUAGUAAAGCACCUUAGGCUUGUGCUCACCCCCUGCCAAAAAAAAAAAAAAAUCGAUCUGUGGUUUGGCGCAACUGAGUGGUGGCGUUUGUUUGUUUUUAAAUUUUACAUUCAAACAAUAACAAAAACAAGUGUAUGUAUUGUGUUUUGCCAAGAGAUUUGGCUAAAGUAGUUCUAGCAGAUUUGUUGCACACACAAAAACCCUCAGCAGCAGCAGCAUCGACGGCACCGUUGACGUCGUAUUGAGAGUUUUGUUCACUUUGCAAAACUCUCUUGUAUCUUGAACUUGUCUCUUCUGCAACACUUUAGUUUGUUUGUGUUGUUGUUUUGCUUUUUGCCAAAUUGACGAGCACAUCUUUGUGCUUUGGUGUCGGUGGCGUUGGCGAUGAUUGUUGUUGGUCGUUCGUUCUGUUUUGGAGCAGCAUAGACUGAAACGUGCACUCUGCGUUUUAGUUCGAAUUAAAACGCCGUGGUUGUAACAUCGUAUUGUAGAAAUUUCUUUUGUCGUGUCGCGCCUUCUAAACUUCUAAAUAACAAUAAUACAGCAUCCGCAAGACAAAUAGAAAAAUGAGCUGAGGAAAAUUGUCAUUAUUUGAGCGAUAUCUUAUUACAUACCUAAAAUAGAAAUUAGUGAGAAAAAAUACUGCCGGUAUUUAUGUGAAGUGUUUGUGUUAUUAUUGUGUGAUCUGUGCCAUAGAAGUGUAAACAAAGUAGCAAUGCAAAUGCAUGAAAAUAAGGUUGCCAAUGUUUAUGUUUUCGGUUUUGUUGUUAUGUUAAGUGAUUCGUUUUGGCAACAUUGCAACAUAAUUGGCAAAUGAUUUCAUAUCAAAAGUGUUGCAAAAUACGUCGGUGUGUUAAAAGGAAAAAACAAAUAUUUUUUGCUGUUUACUUACUGGAAUUUCCAUUAGACAGCUUUCUUCUACUCGAGAAGUAACUAAUUGAAAUGCUUAAUGCAUUAUCACGAUCAUUCGUGGAUCUUAAGUAAAUGUUUGCAUUUUGAUUUGCCGGUUCAAUUCCCAGUAGCCAAUCGGGUUAGACCAUCCAUAGCUCAUUGUUUGUCUAUGCGUUCAACAACAGAUGCGGAUGAUAGACAGUCCACCAUCAACAUCACCAUUAACAGAAGAAGACGAAGGAAACCUUGGAAAAACCAUACGAAGAAGAAGAGCACACUAUUUGAGUUUCAGGCAGACUUUUGUCACGCUGUUCGACUUUUAUCUCUACACAUUGCCAUACAAUCUGCUAAAUUGGCCAUAGGCUUUAAUAUUUACAGCAUUUGUCGCCCAUAUGCCGUUUCGAAGAAGGCAGACGAAGGAAGAAAGUGUCGUAAAUGUUAAUGGUACUGCUGCUACUCAAGUAUGAAGUGUUAAAGACUUUUUGCCAAAGAUCUUUGUCUUCCUCUUCGUAUUAGUGUCUUCAAAUCAAAAGGAGGACGUCUGUGAGUCUGCUAAAUGGAAGCAACGACAAAAUAGUAGUAACCACGACUCUUGGCUGUUGUUUGAAGUGUAAAUUAAACGACAGCUCAAUGUGAAUUGGUUUCCUGACGUACUCUAACUCCGAUAUUGCAUUUCAUUCACAACACAUUUCAGUUCAAUUCAAGCCAGACUAAGUGCCAUAACCACGAGACACAUUGCAAGCGGCAACUGAAACCAGUUUGAAUUGAAAGUAUUUCGCGUUUUGCCAAUCUCCUCAACGUUUAGGAGAUUUGGGCACCGAAGCGCUGGCAAAAAGGAACAGAGUCCUCCAUCAUACAGCAUCACCAAAUUGAAUUGAAAAGAAUACUGAAGCAAAAAACAGUCAACAUUCAGUGAAGAAUACGAAGCAGAAUACUCCACAUCCAGUUUGCAGCUACCUUUCUUUUAUGUUUUGCCUUUUUACAACUACCAUAAGGCAAUAGUGGUUUGCUUCCUCAUAGCAUUCAUCAUCUGUGGUAGCAGUAGCAGUAUCAUCACCAACCACCUUUAUCCCCACAUCUUCAACUGCCAUCGACAGACAUCGACAUUGUCCAAGAAAUUCACCGCUCGCUCCAGUCUUUGGCUCGUGGGUCGUGAUAGCACAAUUUCCACUGUUAUUUCUUAUUUAAGCGCUCCAAAAAUAUUACUUGCCGAUUUAUACAACCAAUAUGUCCAGAUUCAGUCAAAAUGAUGUGUGUCAAGGUUUUAAAGUGUUUAAUAGUUUCUUUGAUCUUUCAAGAGGUUAGUUGCGGAGCUCAAAUACAUUGGAUUAAUUGUUCUACCAGUGAUCCCUCGCAUUUCAAAUUCGCCACUUGUAAUUUGAGAAACUUCAAGAAGUCUGAUGCGCAAUUCUCAUGCUACGUUCAAGUAUUGGAGCCCAUAAGGGAUUGCAUGGUGAGGUUGGAGACGCUGUAUUUGGUGGGCAGAAAGCCCAUUGUUUUACUCAAUGCCUCCUGUGAUGCGUGUGAGCUAUUGAAAAAUCGUAAACGAUUUGUAGCAGUCAGUAGAAUGUUCGACAUAAUCGCUGAUAAAACCAAUUUGAAUCACACUUGCCCCUAUGCGCACAACAUAUUUGCCAAUAACCUUACGCUGGAUCUACAUAAAUUUCCAUUUCCUAUGCCUCGUGGAAAAUACUACAUGAAGGUAUCCUUCUUUGUUAAUAGAGACACGAAUAAGGUUUAUGUGGAAGGUGCUGCAACCAUUUUCUAAGAAAAACGCUAACUUGGAUUUUAUUUGGGCAAAUAAAGCUUUAAAAAUAUGAAUUUUAA